This is a messenger RNA of Schizophyllum commune H4-8, 447 nucleotides long. RefSeq lists its product as uncharacterized. Bases 1 to 447 code for a protein of 148 amino acids. NCBI's taxonomy places the organism in Eukaryota, Fungi, Basidiomycota, Agaricomycetes, Agaricales, Schizophyllaceae. The record is from RefSeq and is a predicted model, not a curated record. The transcript has a single exon.
AUGGACGCGACGUACCUCACGCACGUUAUCGAGAGCGCUUGCGAAGGUGGAGGACACCUCCCCACCUUCGCCCUUCUCCCCACUCCCUCCCCAGGUCCGCCGCCACCGAGACGAUACCUAUCGCGGGUCUGCCAACUCGCUCCGGCCUUGCCGACACCUACGCACCACACGUGCUACCGCGCGAAGACAGAGGCCGCCGCCGGCACCCCUUCCACCCUUCUACCCCUAGCUACCACCCCUCGCCUUCCGCGAGGGCUCGAGGGAAGCCGACGAGCGCGCGAGCGCGUCGACUAUACUUGGCCGACGCCAAGCCUCGCGCACCUCGAUGAACAUGGGGGCGGUGCAAGUGCCCUCCCCCACCCCCACCCUUACCUCCUUCCCCCCAUCCCUAUCUUCCCCCAUGCCGAGCGGGCCUACGCGCGAAGUGCGGGUCGCAGCUCUCACUGA